Molecule: messenger RNA, 1218 nt
Organism: Xenopus laevis (African clawed frog)
Lineage: Eukaryota; Metazoa; Chordata; Amphibia; Anura; Pipidae
Gene: spata22.L
Product: spermatogenesis-associated protein 22
Exons: 8
Coding region: 167-1213 (348 amino acids)
Biological process (GO): gamete generation; homologous chromosome pairing at meiosis; meiotic DNA repair synthesis
Source: RefSeq, a predicted model, not a curated record
AGGACGCCUUGGCGGGAAGUCAGUGAAGAAGCUGCUGAUUGGACGGCCCAAUUCCUACGCGAUUUUGAGACUGCUGGGAGGAAGCGUUGGCGGGAAGCCUGUGAUAAAGCCGACGCGAGUCUUGUGGGCGUGUCCCCUGUUGCGUCUUGUGAGACUUGGUUUCAAGAUGAAGAGGAGUCUCCCCUCAGUUAGUUCAGUGCGAGCUAGUGCAGGUUGUCUUCCUGUACCAAUCUUUAACCAGAAAAAGAGGAGUCGACAGCCACUGACAUCAUUUCCCCAGAAUGAACAAAGUUCCAGCAGAACUUCUCUUGUUUCUGAAAGUUCCGAUUUUUGUGGUUUAGCAACAGAUUUAGUUUGGGAACCUCAAAGUACUCCAGAUAACCAAAGUAUUAGAAUAGACAGUAGCCUGCAGGUACUGCCUCAUGAAUCUUAUCAACAGGUUCAGCAACAUAAAACCAGUGCAGCUUCUCUCCACAAGAUGCCCACAGGAAUGACACACCAGCUCUGGCCAGGGGAGAAAAGUCUUCCCCACAGCUCAGGAAUUUCGAAAACAUUGGAUGCUAAGUACGGAAAACCACUAAGCAUGGAAAAAUCGAAAGAACAGAAAGUCUAUAAACAGUACCAUUUCCAGGCUCAAUCUGGGAAAAAAUUAACGGAACAAAUAUCUGCAUCGACAUCUAAUAGAUCGUCACAGUGCACUUUGUCAGGGACAAAUCUCAUGCCAUCCUUAAAUAGCAAAAAAAAUACAAGUAAAUAUGGUUUUGUUGACAUGCCUGAGGAAGAGAUGGUUCAGAAGGUUCCAGUGUAUCAAAUGACUUUUAAAGAAAAGAGCAAUUCACUACGAAUAUUACCUGCAACCAUUGAAAGCAUGAGACAUUGGAGUCAGUAUAAAGACAGGAUGGGUUUGCUGUUUGAAGUGUUAGCUACACUUGAUUCUGCUGUAACAUCUGGUGCUCAUGGAUCAAAGAUAUUUCUUUUGAGAGAUGGCAAACACAGUGUGCCGUGUGUGUUCUAUGAAACGGACAGAGAUCUUCCAAGGCUUAUCAGAGGAAGAGUUCAUAGAUCAAUGGGAAAUUAUGACAAAAAGAGAAACCUGUUCAAAUGUGUUUCUGUGAGACCUGCGUCGGUUGCUGAACAAGAAACCUUCCAUCAGUUCCUCAGUGCAGCCAACUGUGAGAUGGAGCAUUAUGUUACAGCAUUAAAUGAAAUAUAAUAUUA